UUGAUUCAUUUAGGUCAGAGGGGCACACUUGAAUCCCCAACAAGUUGGAAAACAACAAUCGGAUGUAUGUAGCUGAUCUGUCGUUGGACGUGAUUGUCACAGUGCACAAGACGCUGGAUGUGUUUCAUCUCGUCUCUCCGUCCGCACACUCGACUAUAACGCUCGCAGUUGGUUGCACAGAUAAUCGAAUGGCUUAAUGGGGAUAUUUCAUUUACGCUUGUUCUGGGAGUGAAACGAAACUUACAUCUCAUUCUGUUCAACGCCAGAACCAAAUUACAUAGUCACAAUCAGCGACAAAUUGCAACGAUUUUUUGCUCGGUGGCUACAGUUUAGGAGGCUAAUCCAGAGAAGGGCUGCACUUUAGGUUGUGCUAACACUCGACGGCAACACGUGUUAACGGCCGCUGGUGUCACUGGUCCCUGCGCCUCGCCAACUAACAGUCAUCAUGGACCGAAGUGUUUAGCUACCUAACAUCUGCCAGCUAUUGUGUUCGUCUGUUAUUACUGGAUUUAGCAUGCUGGAAUCCCUGAUUCACAACAUCACUCACACCUUUGACCGACUUCACAUCGCAUUUCAACAGAUGACACCUUCAAGACAUUCACUCGACAAAUGUCAGAAGAAUCUCAAAUCGUGUCCACAAGGACACGCACUCACACGCUGCCCGGAAGACGGAGAGUACUCCUGUAAACAAUGCGGACCUCGGUUUUUCCAACCUAAUGAAAACCGAUUAGGCGAUAAGUGCCGAUGGAGGAAAAGAUGUGAUAAGCCGUUUAUGAAGUACAGCAACUACGGCAGCACAGUCAAAGAUGCAAUUUGUGAAUGUAAUCCCGGCUACCAUUUUGAGAACGAGGAUCAGAGAGCCUGUGUCCCAAACAGAGACUGCGACAAGGGUUUUGGUCAAGGCGAAUAUGGUGUAUGUGAAAACUGUAUUGAGAAAAUGAUGUAUUCCGAUGUAAAAAAUCCAAGACAAAAGUGUAAGCCUCUUAGAAACUGCGAGAAGGAGAGUCGAUGCACGAAAAAGAAAAGUAAUGGCACCUUCGACAAUGAAUGUGGCCCUGUAGUUAGAGACAUCAACGACUGCAGCAGUAUUGUAUCUCAAAUUGAUGGCCCAAACACAAAACUGAAAACAGCAGCCAUUAUAGGCGGUGUGGUGGGGGCUUUAGUUCUUCUUGUCCUCCUUGUACUCCUGCUCCUCUACAGACGGAAGAACCACAAGAAGACACACAGGAAUGUAAUCUUAACAGAGGAUCAACUCGAAGAACUCAAGAAUUUGAUCAUUCAAAAGUGCGAAAAAGAUGAUGAUCUAAGCAAAAAAGUGUUGGACGAAUCAUUCAGCCAGAUCGAGUCCAGGAUUGAACGACAGGCAUGGGGUCUGGCACAAGAUAUGUUCAGAUCACAUCCUAUGCCGGGCAAAUACGAAUUAGUGGUGGAAACUUAUAAAGACAAAACACCACGAGAGACAAUUAAGGGAUAUCUGAGCGAGUGGAAGUCUUGGAAAGGAGAGAACCAUACAGCAGUGACAGAGCUGUUUCAGUGUCUCCGUAACUGUAAACGAGAUGACAUUGUCUAUGAAAUAUGCAACAGACUUAGAAGCGAUGUUGGUGACUUAUGUGUGGACGCUGAAGGUAAUGUGAUUGAAAAUCACACCUACAACAGAGCCCAGAACAACUUUUGCCAUGACAUUGCUGACGUUUUUCCGUGUAUUAAAAAGACAGAAAAAACACAAAUUGAAAAAGGGGAGAAUCUUGAAACAACAAAUAAACUGUUAGAAGCCCAGACCAACAUGGACCCUCAUACCACUAGCGCCGUGUUUCAGGGGAGAACCUACCCUACUGCUCCUGUGCCCGACGAGACCAAUGGUCUCCUCACAGAACCUGAAGUGCAUUUUCAUCGCCAGUAUUCUCAACCUGUGCAGGCAACAACAUGAUAUGCCCCAGAAGUACAUCAUCUGUCUACAAGCUAUCACUGCACUUCCUUCCAUUCGUUAACAUGGAUGUGGAAGAUUAUUGCAUUCUGGAAACCUGUCUGCAAUAGUGGUUACCAUUUCUAUUAUUUGCUCACGGGGACAACAUCCCAUGACUUGUUUUAUACAGUGUGAAUGGUCAUUUAAUGUGAAAAGUCGCAUCAAGUGUCUAGUUAAUACCCACAGACUUCCAACGUAGUAAUGUGACAAGAUGUAGAGUCUAUUACGGAGUAAUGCUUUUUGACAGUGCAAUAGUUUCACUAUUGAUCUAGUUACUUAUGAUGAAUGUAAAGCACAGUCAUGAACUGAUGUACAGUCACGUGUGUAAAACCAUGAACAGAACAGUGUUCAAACAUACUUUUAUGGUAUAUCUGUUCUGCUAUGCUGCAGAGAACCUCUUCAUCCAUCUUGACAGGAAACCAGUCCAGUUGUGACGAUUGCAUAUCAACAAUAGCACAGUAUGCAUUUCACCGAGUGGUAGCAACGAGUCGUCCUGUAAUACUUUGGACGGGGUGGUUUAGGAGAAGAAAGAGAUUCAAAACAACCGUAAAAUAUUAUUGCAUGUUUUCUUUGAUUGCUGGAUAUACAUAUUGAUCUUGGUGUUUAUCUUGGUGUUACAAAGCACAGGCUACAUACUUCUAUCGGCAAGAUGCACAUCUUGGGUUCAGUUUGCUUUUUGGUACUGUGGUGAUACGAUUUCUUCUGUGGUGACCAGUCCUCAGUGACGCGACACAGUCCAAGUGUCCACUACGAUGCAGGAUGGUUCCUUCAGUAAGUGCUACCUUCUUGGGGUUCUUGGUUAUUUAAGGCCCCUUAGGGAAUCAGCUAAGAAAGUUAGCCCCACGACAAAAAAACACACACUCGUGCACAUACACACACGCAUAUGCGUACACGUAAACACAUAC
Molecule: messenger RNA, 2868 nt
Organism: Haliotis rufescens (red abalone)
Lineage: Eukaryota; Metazoa; Mollusca; Gastropoda; Lepetellida; Haliotidae
Exons: 11
Coding region: 515-1927 (470 amino acids)
Source: RefSeq, a predicted model, not a curated record